Messenger RNA from Eurytemora carolleeae, 2081 nucleotides. Its product is annotated as galactosylgalactosylxylosylprotein 3-beta-glucuronosyltransferase S. Gene Ontology annotation, biological process: chondroitin sulfate proteoglycan biosynthetic process; carbohydrate metabolic process. Lineage: Eukaryota; Metazoa; Arthropoda; Copepoda; Calanoida; Temoridae. Gene Ontology annotation, cellular component: Golgi membrane. Gene Ontology annotation, molecular function: galactosylgalactosylxylosylprotein 3-beta-glucuronosyltransferase activity. The transcript is spliced from 10 exons. The record is from RefSeq and is a predicted model, not a curated record. Bases 34 to 1026 code for a protein of 330 amino acids.
AUUAAUAUACCUUCUCCCAUUCCUGAAGCUAGGAUGGGGAAACAGAAAUUGUUCCUGGUUUUAAUCCUUGGCUCAGCUUCAGUCUUCUACAUUGUCUUCAGUGGCUCACCAGGGUUCAGGAUGAAUGCCCCGAUAUACCCAGCACAAGGAGUUGAACAGAGUACAGUUUGUGGGAGUGCCCGGGGUCGUCACACCCCCUCCACCAUAUUCUUCAUUACGCCAACAUAUCCACGCAGAGAACAGAUUGCAGAACUUACCAGACUAGGACAGACCUUACUCUUAGCUGAUGAUCUGCACUGGAUCGUAGCUGAAGACUCCCUGACCUGCUCCCCCCUGGUCGCUGACCUCCUCGCUAGGCUGGGUAUACCCUUCACUCACAUAGCCUCACCACAACCUGAUGUUUACAAGGAAAGUAAGUUCAACCCGCGUGGAGUGUCUAGCCGCAGAGCAGGACUCAGCUGGGUUCUCAGUAACUUCAACGAGGGAAUCAUCUACUUCGCCGACGACGACAACACCUACGAUAUUCGGCUCUUUAAGGAGAUCAGUCGAACCAGGAAGAUUUCCAUGUUUCCAGUCGGAUUCAUUGGAGGCCAGGGAGUGAGUAGUCCAAUAGUCCUGGACGGUGUUGUAGUUGGGUUCUCGGACGAUUGGUUUGCGCAGCGUAAAUUUCCAGUUGAUAUGGCGGGCUUUGCUGUAAAUAUUGAUUUCAUCAGAUCCAGGAACCCCAGAGCUGAUUUAUCAAUGCCCUACAAAGCUGGUUACGAAGAAGAUUAUUUUAUAAGGAGCUUAAAACCUCGUCUUACUGAGAUAGAACCCUUGGCUGAUAACUGCUCUUUGGUGCUAGUCUGGCAUACGCAGACGAAGAAAGAGAGUGCUUCUAUUCUCUACUUAAAAACUACAGAAGAAAAAACAAAUUUAGAUUCAUUGCUCAGCUUCCUUCACUACUCAGGGAUGGCGGUUAAAGGAAAACACGGGAAACCAGUUAAAUCCUGUUAUGAUGGCCAUCAGUGUAAAACUAACUCAUGAAACCUGAAAAACAUUGCUCAAAAACAUUUUUUGAAAUUCAAUACAACGUGGAAAUCCAAUCGAUUAAACAUAAACCUGGGAAUCCAUUUACUGGAAAUUCAACCCAACUCAACAUAAUCCUGGAACUCCAUUCUACUAAACAUAGUCCUAGAAAUCCAAUCAACUCAGAGUAGUCCUGGAAAUCUAACGCAACUCAACAUAGUCCUGGAAAUCCAAUCAACUCAGCGUAGUCCUGGAAAUCCAACGCAACUCAACAUACUAAUGGAAAUCCAACGCAACUCAACAUACUCAUGGAAAUCUAAUGCAACUCAACAUAAUCCUUAAAAUCCAAUACUGCUCAACAAGACUCUGGAAAUUCAAUCAAAAUAUUUUCUAGUCUUAAAAACCGGUGAAGACUGAAAUAACCCAGAUAAUCUCUGAGACAUUAAACAUGUAAUUGGAAAAUUUUGAAGCCAAAGUUUUUAGUUAGAAUAUGACUUAGUUGCUAUUAAAAAAGAGGCGGAAUCUUAAUCUAGCUUUUUGAAAAGAUAAAUCUAAUCUACCUUGUUAAUCAAAAGAAAAAGAAAUCAAACCCCCCCCCCCCCUUAGCACUUUUAUCUGAUCAUCUGAAGAUAACGAAAAUGUACAUCAUUAAUAUCAAGAAGAAAGCCUGAAAUAUUGAAGACAAGAUGCAAAGAAAAAUGCCUGAAGAUCAUGAAGACCGUUGAGCAAGAACCUGUUCUAUUACUAAUAAUGUAGAAUAGAACAAAUCAACAAAAUUCUCUGCUUGAAAAGAGCCUGACGUUUAGAACAUAUCCGUAACAACUAAAAUAUCACGGAUCUUGGAUGGAUGAAUGGAUCAAAAACAUGUUCAACUAAGAGAACAUAAAAGACUUAAACGGACAAAGAACAGAACACCUUAAGAAUCAUUACGUCUAAGAAAGAUCAAGAACUUGAUAAACUAAAAAGUCGUGAAUUAAAGAACGGAUCAAGAUCAACUAAAAGAUUAUGAAGUCUAGAGUGGAUCAUGAACAUAAUUAAAGAUCAUGGAAAAUAGAACGGAUCAAGAACCUACA